Molecule: messenger RNA, 945 nt
Organism: Opisthocomus hoazin
Lineage: Eukaryota; Metazoa; Chordata; Aves; Opisthocomiformes; Opisthocomidae
Source: RefSeq, a predicted model, not a curated record
AUGCCGAGCAGCGGGAGCUGCGAGUGCCUGGACUGCUUCGUGCUGAGCCAGCUGGUUGGGGAGCAGGGCCACGUCACCGGGAUAGACAUGACCGAGGGCCAGGUGGAGGUGGCGAAGAAGCACAUUGCCUACCACAUGGACAAGUUUGGCUACCGAAAGCCAAAUGUGGAGUUCCUUCAGGGAUACAUGGAGAAGCUGGGUGACGCCGGGCUGGCCGACGAGAGCUACGAUAUUGUCAUCUCCAACUGUGUGGUCAACCUUGCCCCGGACAAGAAGGCUGUGCUGCAGGAGGCCUAUCGCGUGCUGAAGCCCGGGGGAGAGAUGUACUUCAGCGACGUCUAUGCCAGCCGGCGCCUGAGCGAGACCGUCCGGAAGCACAGGGUGCUGUGGGCGGAGUGCCUGGCGGGAGCCCUGUACUGGAGAGACCUGUACAGCAUUGCCGAGGAGGUGGGGUUCAGCCCCCCAUGCCUGGUCACCGCCACCCCCAUCACCGUUGGCAACAAGGAGCUGGAGAGCAUCAUCGGCGACUGCCGCUUCGUGUCUGCGACUUUCCGCCUGUUCAAGGUGCCGGGUAGCAGCCGGGCCGGCCCGGGACAGGUCGUCUACAACGGCGGCAUUGUGGGGCAUGAGCGAGAGCUGGUGUUUGACGCCAACUUCACCUUCAAGGAAGGAGAGGUGGUGGAUGUGGAUGCUGAGAUGGCCGCAAUCUUGCAGAGAUCUAGGUUUGCAGAGGAGUUCCUGAUCCGAGCUGGUGGGGGCAAUGCUGCCGCACCGCAGGGCUGCUGUCGCAAGGGGGUGAAGGUUCGUGUUUUCCGCUGGACUCUGUCUCGCGGGAAAGCCCUGAGUCCCCCGCACGCGUCGCACCCGCAGAGUUCUGCGGGGAAACGCGGCGAUGCGGGAAAGCAGAAAGCGGGCUGGCUGCAUCCGGCAGCGGGCGGGGAGUGA